AUGUAUCAGUAUAUUUCAUUUUGUUUUGCAGAUAAAGUUUUUAAAUCCUUAGAUAUUGAUGAGAUAGCAAACACACUGGUUUCAGGCGGAACAAAAGAAGAGUUCAGAAAAAUAUAUCAAGAAAAAAUUGAGAGUUGGAAAGUAAAAGACGUGAAAUUUUGUAUUACUGGAGGCUCGCGCACAGGAAAGUCGUCCUUUAUAAAUGCAAUCACAGGAUGUCAAAAAGGUCAAAAAGGAUUUGCCACAGUAUCUGUAUAUGGAGACACAACAAACAAGGCUGCCUGUUAUACCCAUCCUAAACAUUCUAAAUUCCAACUGUGGGAUCUUCCUAGGUUUGGAACCGUACAACAUAAGAGUGAGGGAUAUGUAAAUGACAUGGAAUUUACAAAGUUCGACUACGUUUUAAUUUUCUUCGAUGUUAUAUCUGAAAAUGAUAUCUGGCUGGCCAAGCAAUUAAAAAGACUUAUGAAAUCAUUUUGCUUUGUCCGAUCUAAACUUGACCAAGAUAUAACAAAUGAAAUGCAACACGAUUGCAAUACUAUUGCUUGUAACAUUCGCACAAAGGCGCUCGGAGAUUUGGAAAAAGAACAGAUUUCAGGAGUGGAUGUGUUUGUUAUUUCAAGUGCAGAUACAACAAUUGGUAAUUUUGAAUCGCUUAUAAAUCAUAUGGAAAAUAACCUUGAUGAGGGAAAGUACGCGGCUGUUAUUUACUCCUUAGCGUCAAUUUCAAAGCCUGUCAUAGGGGAAAAGUUCAAAGUUUUACAUAAAAGAAUCAGUAUGAUUGCUGUAGUAUCGAUGCUUUUUAAAGAUGACAGAGAAAUCACAACACAUAGUAGAUCAGACAUUAUCUUGACAAAUCUGAAAAACGAAAUCAUGUUUUAUAUUAACACAUUUGAACUGACGCCUCCUGUUGUCCAGAAGUUGAUGGAACACUCUACAUUUCAAAUGAGAGACAUUUUAUGCCGAAGCGGUGAAGAGAUAAAAAAAAUUGUAAAAAACAGUUUAGAGUCGAAAAACGAGAAAAUAUUUUCCUUUCCUCAAAUGCCAUCCUUGUUUCGUGAAUCAGAAAUACUACUUAAUACUAUUCUCGUUGGUCUACAAAAUGACGCACUGUAUGUCUUUGGACAACUUCCGACAUUUAAGGGAAAGGUUGUGGAACAAGAAAAUAUUUCAAUUUCAAAUGUUUAA
This is a messenger RNA of Mytilus trossulus (common blue mussel), 1188 nucleotides long. Its product is annotated as interferon-gamma-inducible GTPase 10-like. Bases 1 to 1188 code for a protein of 395 amino acids. Gene Ontology annotation, cellular component: membrane. The record is from RefSeq and is a predicted model, not a curated record. The transcript has a single exon. NCBI's taxonomy places the organism in Eukaryota, Metazoa, Mollusca, Bivalvia, Mytilida, Mytilidae. Gene Ontology annotation, molecular function: GTP binding.